Molecule: messenger RNA, 302 nt
Organism: Etheostoma spectabile (orangethroat darter)
Lineage: Eukaryota; Metazoa; Chordata; Actinopteri; Perciformes; Percidae
Product: myb-binding protein 1A-like protein
Biological process (GO): regulation of DNA-templated transcription
Cellular component (GO): nucleolus
Molecular function (GO): RNA binding; transcription corepressor activity; sequence-specific DNA binding
Source: RefSeq, a predicted model, not a curated record
GCAGCAGCAGCAGCAGCAGCAGCGGCAGCAGCAGCGGCAGCAGCAGCAGCAGCAGCGGAGGUUGUUUGUUCUGCAAGCGGGUGCUGAGUCAGCCAGAGUAAAGUUCCGGCUUUACUCUGCCACAUCCGACUGACGGCUGCCUGCAGAGAAACAUUAAACCCAGGGCUGUUUCACCGCAGCACUUAGCAGGGCCGCAGACUUUUAGACUUUUAUACAGCUAUAUACACCUUCAGUUUCACUGUGACUUAUGUGUAGCAUCAUCAUAGAUAGAUAGAUAGAUAGAUAGAUAGAUAGAUAGAUAG